AUGGGUGGUAUGCGGUGGAUCAAUCGAGAGUUUCAAGUCGUUCAAACUCAACAGCAACAUUCACCGCCUCCUUCGUGGGUCUUGGUAGCUCUCCGGCUUCCUAACGUCUCCGGUGGCAGCUAUGUGGUGGUACACCUAAAUCCACAAAUUUCCUUAUAUUCUCAUCCGGGUUAUGAUUGUUUAGGGAGACCCAUGAUCGGCACAAAUGAUGGUUCAUUUGGAGACGAGUUGGAGAACGAGUUAGGAUUGUUGCUUCACGAACACAGGCGAGAGGCUGAUGAUCAUGAAAAGGAGUUAAACAUGUAUAGAAGUGGCUCAGCGCCACCUACUGUGGAGGGUUCUUUGAGCGCUGUCGGUGGUUUAUUUGGUAAUAACAAUGGAAGCAAUAAUAAUAACAAUCAUUUAGCAUUCUCUGAGUUUGCUGGUGGCAACGGAUUUAUGUCGGAAGAUGAACUUAGGGCUGAUCCCGCUUAUUUAUCUUACUAUUACUCAAACGUUAAUUUAAACCCUAGGUUGCCGCCACCAUUGCUGUCAAAAGAGGACUGGCGGUUUUCCCAAAGAAUGCAAAGUGGUGGUGGUGGUGGUGGGGUGGGUUUAGGAGGGAUUGGGGAUAGGAGGAAAUCCAACCGGACUGAUGGUGGUGGUGGCGGCAGUGGUGGUGGUGGGGUGUCUCUUUUUUCGAUGCCGCCUGGUUUUAACUCAAAGAAACAAGAGGCUGAGAUUUCUGAGGCUGAGAAAGUUAAGGUUUCAGCUGAGUGGGGUGGUGAUGGAUUGAUUGGGUUGCCUGGUUUAGGGCUAGGUAGCAAACAGAAGAGCCUUGCUGAGAUUUUCCAGGAUGAUUUGACCCGUUCGACUCCACCAUCCGGGCACCCAUCUCGACCCGCAAGCCGCAACACUUUUGAAAACAAUGAUGACAACAACACACUCCCAACAUCAUACUCUUACGCUGCAGCAUUAGCAGCUUCUUUAUCAAGAAGCGGGACCCCCGACCCGCAACACAUCGCCCGGGUUCCAAGCCCGGUCCCGACUCCAAUCGGAGGCGGGCGGGUCGAAAAAAGAAAUCUAAACGGUCAAAACAAUCUCUUCAAUGGCGGGUCAUCUUCAAAAGAGUCAGAAGAUCUGGUAACUGCAUUAUCUGGCAUGAACUUGUCAAAUGGAAGCAUGAGUGAAGCCAAGAAUCGGGCCCACUUUGAUCAGAAUCAAGAUUACCAUGAUGCUUAUCCAUCCAAUAACAACAACAACAGUAAUAACAAUAAUAAUAAUAAUAGUAAUAGUAAUAGUAGUAUUAAUAAUCUGUAUGUUGAUGGAUCCUCUAAUAACAUCUAUGGAGGCUGGGAUCCAGCGUAUUCCAAUUAUGGUACGACCGCAUACACCACCAAUUCGCCACAAAUGGUGUCCGGUCAAGUCGGCAAUUUGAACCUGCCGCCACUUUUCGAGAACGCUGCCGCGGCGGCCUCUGCCAUGGCUUUCCCAGGAAUGGAAUCGAGGUUCGGAAUGGAAUCACAGAGCAGAAUCGGGGGAAACACGCCUUUUAUCGACCCGAUGUAUCUUCAGUAUCUGAGAACAACCGAAUAUGCAGCUCAGAUAGCUGCUCUGAAUGAUCCGGGCCUCGAUAGAAACAGUUAUUUAGGGAACAAUUCGUAUACAGAUUUGCUUCAAAAAGCAUAUCUUGGAAGCUUAUCAUCACCACAGAAAUCACAGUAUCCGUUUGGUGGAAAGUCUGCAAGUCCAAACCACCAUGGGUAUUAUGGGAAUCACGGGUAUGGAAUGGGAUUAUCGUAUCCCGGGAGUCCAUUGAUAAGCCCGGUUCCAAACUCACCUCGGGGACCGGGUAGCCCGAUUCGACUCGGUGAACUCAAUGCACGAUUCUCCCCUCAGAUGAGGAACUUAGGUGGUGGUGGUGGUGGUGUUAUGGGGCCUUGGCAUCUUGAUGGUGCUGAUAAUAGCUUUGCUUCUUCUUUGCUUGAAGAGUUUAAGAGCAAUAAAACUAAGUCCUUUGAGCUUUCUGAAAUCACUGGGCAUGUAGUUGAAUUCAGUGCGGAUCAGUAUGGGAGUCGUUUCAUUCAACAGAAACUUGAAACUGCAACUACAGAAGAAAAAAACAUGGUUUUCCAAGAGAUCUUUCCACAGGCACUUACACUGAUGACUGAUGUUUUUGGAAACUAUGUGAUUCAGAAGUUCUUUGAGCAUGGAAUGCCAACCCAAAGAAGAGAAUUGGCUGGAAAGCUUUUAGGGCAUGUGUUGACACUCAGCCUUCAGAUGUAUGGUUGUCGUGUAAUCCAGAAGGCAAUUGAGGUUGUUGACUUGGAUCAAAAGAUCAAAAUGGUGGAAGAACUUGAUGGACAUAUCAUGCGAUGUGUACGUGAUCAGAAUGGAAACCAUGUUAUUCAAAAGUGCAUUGAAUGUGUUCCUGAACAACAUAUUCAAUUCAUCAUCACCACUUUCUUUGAUCAAGUUGUCACCCUUUCCACCCAUCCAUACGGGUGUCGUGUCAUCCAGAGGGUACUUGAGCAUUGUGAGGAUCAAGAAACACAAAGCAAGGUGAUGACUGAGAUUCUCGCAUGUGUAAGCAUGCUUGCACAAGAUCAGUAUGGAAAUUAUGUUGUACAGCAUGUACUGGAACAUGGAAAGCCAGAUGAGCGUUCGAUUAUAAUCCAUGAGUUGGCUGGAAAGAUUGUUCAGAUGAGUCAACAGAAGUUUGCAUCAAAUGUUGUUGAGAAAUGUUUGACUUUUGGUGAUGCUAGUGAACGCCAACUCCUUGUGAAUGAGAUGCUUGGCACUACUGAUGAGAAUGAGCCUCUUCAGGCGAUGAUGAAAGAUCAGUUUGCAAAUUACGUGGUGCAAAAGGUACUGGAAACAUGUAGUGAUCAAGAACGUGAGCACAUACUGACAAGAAUCAAAGUUCAUCUGAAUGCACUGAAGAAAUACACGUAUGGGAAACAUAUCGUUGCUCGUGUGGAGAAGCUUGUUGCUGCUGGAGAAAGGAGGAUUGCAGCUCAGUUGUCGCAUGGUGCUUAGGAGCAUUCCAUUCCAUGUAGGAGGUGGAGAUGUACAGCUAACUGAGAGGCUAGUUUGAGAGCUAUACACCUUUCUGUCUGAAAAUAGUGGUUGGUUGAGGCUGUGAGCCUAGAUUUGCAAAUGUACUAGAAGAAACUGUAAAUGCUGUAGUUUUAUACAUAGUCGAGGGGGCUACACGGGUUUUCCUGAAUUUAUAAGGGUGUAAAAAAUGAGUGUUACACACUGUGACGUGACGUGACUGUACAAAAAUGUUGCCCGUGGUCGUUUAUGUUUCUAGGCAGAGAGUUGGAUUGUAUCCUAUCCUAUCGUAUCGUAUUUAAAACAGUUUUCUUAUUCAGUCAAAAAUGUCACUUUGAACCUCUCUCUCUCUCUCUCUCUCUC
Lactuca saligna is the source of this 3399-nucleotide messenger RNA. The record is from the annotation of a GenBank genome assembly. Lineage: Eukaryota; Viridiplantae; Streptophyta; Magnoliopsida; Asterales; Asteraceae.